AUUCAUCACCGGCGACGAGGGAGAGAGAAAACGGUGCACAAGGAAACGAGGUGCAAGAAGAUGACUACAUGGGUGACCUUUCUCAGUUUCUUCCUUCCGAUGCUUUGGACACUCCCAAGAUUUCUUCAUCCAAAAAGUUACCAUACAAAGUGAUGCUAAAUCACUUUAUUUCAUGCAGAUUUCCAUCAAGAAAGAUCCUUCGGUCAACCCUUCAAGGAACCGGUUGAAAACUCUAAGCUGGCAAGAGCGACGAAAACUUGAUAGAGAAAGGAAGCAACAAGACGAGGAUGAGCAAACAUUAGCAAAAGUGGAAGCUCCAAUACCACAAUCCAACAUUGGGUUUAAGCUUCUCAAACAGAUGGGUUACACUCCAGGUUCUGCCCUUGGCAAGCAGGGCUCAGGCAGGGCCGAACCAGUGGGGAUUGAAAUUCGGCGGUCACGAGCUGGUGUAGGAUUAGAAGAUCCCCACAAAGAGAAGAGGAAAAAGGAGGAAAUCAUGUUGAACAGGAAAAGGAGGAAAGAAGAGGACCUAAUGAAAGAAUUUGGGUCCAGGCAGAAGUCACAGUGGCAGAGUAAGAGAAUUAUAAUUAAUUAUAAUAAGGCAAAGGCUGCCCUUGACCAAUUGGAAAAUAGGGAAAUUUUGGAGCCAGAAAAGAAUGAUGAUGAUUCAGAGGUUGAAGAAGAAGAGGAAGAAAUAACAGAAGAGGAAUUAAACGAUGUUUUGAUGAAACUGAGGGAUGAAUUUAAUUAUUGCCUCUUCUGUGGAUGCAAAUACGAAUCAAGUGAAGCCCUUUUGGACAACUGCCCUGGAACCAAUGAAGAUGACCACUAAAUUGAAGAUUUCUGAUGUGAACAGUGGACAUUAUCAGAUUUGUUGUGUUGUCAAGCAAGUACUGCAAGCUUUCAAUGCUUACUUCAAUGGAGCUGGAUUAGCUUCCAUCUGGUGUGGCGGUGGUAGAUAAAUGGAUUUGUAAUGCUUUUUGUGUCAAUGUUCAUAUGAACUCAGAUAGGAGUCUGCCUCAUCUUCAUCUACACCAAAGGACAUAGUGCCUGCCAUAUUUCAGGAAAUGGAUUGGUUGAUAUACAAUUUGUGAAACUUUUCAGUUCAUGUAAACAAAUUUCAGUUGUUUAAGCAGAAAAGUUUAAAUUUUAGAAUCCAUAUAUAAAGAUUGUGACCUGACUUGAACAUGACAUGGAUGUUACAUAGUAUCAACCAGAUGUAUGGUUGUUAUUAA
Vigna umbellata (rice bean) is the source of this 1235-nucleotide messenger RNA. NCBI's taxonomy places the organism in Eukaryota, Viridiplantae, Streptophyta, Magnoliopsida, Fabales, Fabaceae. The record is from RefSeq and is a predicted model, not a curated record.